Messenger RNA from Penicillium concentricum, 1542 nucleotides. RefSeq names its product putative MFS transporter. The coding region runs from base 1 to 1542 and encodes 513 amino acids. NCBI's taxonomy places the organism in Eukaryota, Fungi, Ascomycota, Eurotiomycetes, Eurotiales, Aspergillaceae. The record is from RefSeq and is a predicted model, not a curated record. Gene Ontology annotation, molecular function: transmembrane transporter activity. Gene Ontology annotation, cellular component: membrane. The transcript has 4 exons. Gene Ontology annotation, biological process: transmembrane transport.
AUGGCCGACGCCGAGAGAGGCACUACGGUCGUCGAUGAAAAGGUCAUGUCAGACCAUAAAGAGCAUAUGAUGGGGGAAGUCGCCCAUGAUGCAGCAGAAAGGGGCCACCUCGCGACAGAUGAAUAUGGCCAGCCCCUGGUGGAAUUUGACAAGGCCGCCGAGUCACGAUUGCGACUCAAGAUUGAUUUAUAUAUCGUCCCAACUGUCGCAGUCAUGUAUCUCUUUUGUUUCAUCGAUCGAGCCAAUGUUGGCAACGCUAAAUUGGCCGGCUUCGACAAGGACCUCAAACUCGAGGGUUAUGAUUACAACGCUGUGCUCUCGAUCUUCUUCAUCUCAUAUAUUAUCUUUGAGAUCCCCAGUAAUGUCAUGUGCAAAUGGGUCGGGCCUGGAUGGUGGCUUCCAGCAAUCACAUUGGGAUUCGGUAUCUGUUCGGUCGCGACGGCUUUUGUUACCGAUAUGAACAGCGCAGCUGGCGUCCGCUUCCUUUUGGGCGUGUUCGAAGCAGGACUCAUGCCUGGAAUCGCGUAUUACCUCUCGCGUUGGUAUCGACGAAGUGAACUUGCCUUCCGUCUGUCGUUGUAUAUCGUUAUGGCUCCCCUCGCUGGGGCGUUUGGUGGCCUUCUGGCCUCGGGUAUUCUCCUGCUCGAUAAUUUUGGUUCUCUCCACAGCUGGCGUAUGAUCUUCGCGAUCGAAGGCAUCGUGACAAUUGGAAUUGCUGUCGUCGCAUUCUUCACGUUGACUGACCGACCUGAGACAGCCAGGUGGCUCUCCCAGGAAGAGAAGGAUCUGGCUAUUGCUCGUGUCAAAUCUGAACGUGUUGGUACGACGGAGGUCCUCGACAAGCUUGAUCUAGCUAAGACACUACGUGGUAUCUUCAGCCCAGUGACCUUCGUAACCGCGUUAAUCUUCAUGUUGAACAACAUUACUGUUCAGGGUCUUGGAUUCUUUGCGCCUACCAUUGUCAAAACCAUCUACCCCAAUGCCACUGUGGUAUCUCAACAGUUGCACACAGUGCCUCCUUAUGUCGUCGGCGCAUUCUUCACCUUGCUAUUCCCGUUCCUUAGCUGGCGAUUCGAUCAUCGCCUCAUCUUCUUCAUCAUCAGCCCGCCGCUAAUGAUGACCGGUUAUAUAAUGUUCCUGGCUAGCGAAGACGGCAUGGUACGAUAUGGGGCCACCUUUAUUAUCGCCUGUGGAGCCUUCUCCUUCGGCGCUCUAUGUACUGCACACGCAUCGGCGAAUGUGAUCUCCGACACCGCGAGAUCUUCGGCUAUUGGAACUACGGUGAUGUUCGGAAAUAUCGGCGGGCUGAUCAGCACCUGGUCAUUCUUGCCUUUUGAUGGGCCCAAUUAUCCUAUUGGUAAUGGGCUCAACUUGGCAACUUCAACUACUACCCUACUUCUUGGGGCCGGCCUAUGGGCCUAUAUCGUAUGGGACAAUCGGCGCCGUGCGCGUGUCGAUGUCCACAGCGCCUUGGCGGGACUAUCGCAGCAACAGAUUCAGGAUAUGGACUGGCGCAAUCCUGGAUUCCGCUGGCGGCCAUAG